Messenger RNA from Colias croceus (clouded yellow), 2977 nucleotides. RefSeq names its product pyrroline-5-carboxylate reductase 3 (gene P5cr). Bases 395 to 1234 code for a protein of 279 amino acids. The transcript has 6 exons. Gene Ontology annotation, biological process: L-proline biosynthetic process. Lineage: Eukaryota; Metazoa; Arthropoda; Insecta; Lepidoptera; Pieridae. The record is from RefSeq and is a predicted model, not a curated record. Gene Ontology annotation, molecular function: pyrroline-5-carboxylate reductase activity.
UCUGUGGUCAAAUCCAAAAUUGUCCAAAAGGCAAAAUCUGGCCAAAACCCUUGCCAAAACCCAAAUGUGGCCCAAAUCUCUGCCAGAAAAAAUAACGUGAAAAAAAAAAAGAUUUAUUUUCUCUAAUAUAUAUAUACAUAUUACUUAUGUCAUAAACUUAGAGAAAUAAAUUUUACAUAUAGAAAUAAAUUUGUAAGAAUUUUGUACCUAUUGUAUUUGUACAAUUUAGGGAAUAUUUUCCGUUACCUAUAAAUAUAGAGCAGUGAAUAAAGAAAUCACGCGUCUAUUAACUAUAAAAGCAAAACAUCUGUGUUUCGAAUCUAGUUUUCGAAAAACAUCGAGGAAAGAAUUUUUCUAAAAACCACAUAAAAUAUUAAUUUAAUAUCUAGUCAUCAUGUCUUAUAACUUGGGUUUUAUUGGAGGAGGAAAUAUGUCUUCAUCAAUUUUUCAAGGAAUAAUUAAAAAAGGUAACAAAGGUGAAUUUCCAACUUCUAAAAUAUGGGUAUCAGGACCACAUUUAGAAAAUCUUCAGCACUGGAAAGAUUGUGGUGCAAAUAUAACAAAUAAAAAUGGUGAGGUGUACAGCAAUUGCGAUGUUGUCUUUUUGGGAGUGAAACCUCAAUUUUUAACAAAAGCAAUAGAUGAUUGUGCAAACACUAUACCCAAUAACAUUGCCACCAAAAAAGUAUUAGUUGUUUCGAUUCUAGCAGGGAUCACAAUUGAGCAUUUACAUAAGGUUUUAAGUGUUCUGCCAGGCGAGAAGCAAGUGAUUCGCACAUUGCCUAACACACCUAUGUCUGUCGGAGCUGGUGCAUGCUUAUACUCACCAGAUAGCACAGUUUCAGAACAACAAUGUGCAGAAUUGCAGAAUCUGCUUUCUGGAUGUGGAAUCUGUGAAAGGGUUCCGGAACAUUAUUUGAGCUCUUUGGGAUCUCUUACUGGCUGCGGUCCUGCUUUUAUGUACAUAGCAAUAGAAGCUCUAGCCGACGCUGUAGUGAAGCAAGGCGCGCCAAGAGCUCAAGCGAUACGGCUUGCAGCUCAAAUGGUUAUGGGAUCGGGGAAAAUGGUCCUUGAGAGUAACAAACAUCCCGGCUUGUUGAAGGAUGAGGUGUGUUCUCCAGGAGGCUCUACGAUUGCUGGUGUAGCUGCUUUGGAAGACGGGAAAUUUAGGGCAACACUCAUCAGUGCAAUGGAAGCUGCAACUCAUAGAACUCUAGAAAUGGGUAAAAAGUAAAACUGAAAAUACUCGAAUGUAUCAUAUUGUGGGUUUGCUAAAUAUUUAUUUAUAAUGGAAUUAUAAAUGGCUUAAAAAGCCUUCAGUCUAUUUUAAGUAGCACAUUGUUAUUGAAGCACUAAUAUCAGUAUAGACUACAGACUAUAAAAGAAAUUUUGGCUUAGUAGUUAAGGCCUGCAAUUAAGAUCAAGUGGUUCUUGUAUCACGAUCAGAAAAGAGUGCAAAUAUUAUUUUUUUAAAUAUGCACUUUAUUUUGUUAUCCGAUUGAUAAAGGCAAACAUCAUGUAGAAAUAUGUUAAAGAAUCAAAUAGUUCAAUAAUGUUUCCACAACCUUCAUGUAAGGUAUGCCACUAUAUUGCUAAAGGAGGAAGAAAUAUAGUUUAUUAUGAAUCUGUAUAGUUUAUUAUGAAAUGAAUCUCCGACGUUAAUGAGAUUAGUUAUUUUAUUUUAUUUAAGCUUGUUGAAGAGACAGACAUUGUCCUUUCAUAACACGCUAAUUUUAAAUAGAUUUUCGAAUAAUCCUUGUGAUUUUACAGUUUAUAAGAUCGUACUCAUCACAGUUAAAAACUCAAAAGUAGUUGGGAUUAAUGGUUUUGUUAUCCUAAAUUAUUGUAAAAAUUAUUAUUUAUAUAUUAUAUAUUAUUCACAUAAUAUUACAAGUACCGUUGCUAUAUUAGUAUAAGUAAAUUAUUCAAAUACUCGAAAAAAAUCACACCCAUUUGCCAUAGUAUAUCUAGUGUUUAUGGGCAGUGGUGACCACUUAACAUCAGGUGGCCCACCUGCCCCUUUGCUUGCUCUGACACAAAAAAAAAGUAUUGAAGUAGUUAGUAUUGAAUGUAUUUAGUUUGCCUAUUUAGGAACACACCUACAUAUUUAGUUUAUUUAGGUAGUACCUCAGUAUUGUAUUUGUAUCUUAUUAUUUUCGAGUACCAAGUACUCCACUACUCAUUGCCUUUUGAAAUUAUUUGCAUUAAUAUUCUUUUAUGUGGUUAUACAAAUAUUAAAGAAAUACAAUAUUUCAAUUCUUAUAAUCAAUAUUGAUUGUUUCCAUGGCUUAAUAUACGGGUAAAAUUUUGUUUUGCUGUAAGACGUAAGCAUAGUUAUUUUGUAGUAAAAAAUAUUCUAGAUAAAUAUCAGUAUUCUUUGAAUCAAGUAUGAUAUUAAUCAAUUUUUCACAGAAGAGAAACCAAUCUCAGAAAAUAUCUUUCCUUUUCUAUCAAUAAACCUAAAGAAACAUUGAUAACCGAGGAAACAAAUUUUCUAAGAUCGGUUUCUCUUUCGUGAACAGUAUUUUUAACUCGUAUGCCUUAGCAUACUUCAAUUUGUAUGUUUAUCAAUUGAAGUAAGCUAAGUGCUGACUUGCACGUACUUACAACUUAAGAUAUUUGUUUGUUUUUUUAAAGACUUUUACUUUGAAUUUUAAAUAUGUUACUUUACGAAAAAUUAACAGACAUUUGGUAACGUGCUUUGCACCUCAUAACUUGCGUUUGAUUUAUUCUCAGUCGUUCUUAUCUUUUUUAAUUCUCAGUAGUUCGUACAGGAACCAUUGUCACCCAUUAAAUUUAAUUUGAAUAUUAGGAUUUUAAGCGGAAUAAUAACACAAAACAAUAAUGUUUAAAAAUAAAAUAUUAUAUGUAAGAAGUGUAAUAAAUAUGGCGGUAUAGAAUAUGAAAAUAGUGGCUUUGGAUAUAGGUACAUAAAAUAAUAUUUAGAUAAUAUUUAAAUAAAAUUUUAUUGAAAUCA